This is a messenger RNA of Oncorhynchus masou masou (cherry salmon), 2212 nucleotides long. Its product is annotated as baculoviral IAP repeat-containing protein 7-like. The transcript has 8 exons. Gene Ontology annotation, biological process: negative regulation of apoptotic process; positive regulation of protein ubiquitination; regulation of cell cycle. Bases 64 to 1323 code for a protein of 419 amino acids. The record is from RefSeq and is a predicted model, not a curated record. Gene Ontology annotation, molecular function: ubiquitin protein ligase activity; cysteine-type endopeptidase inhibitor activity involved in apoptotic process. Lineage: Eukaryota; Metazoa; Chordata; Actinopteri; Salmoniformes; Salmonidae. Gene Ontology annotation, cellular component: cytoplasm; nucleus.
GGGAAUAUAUGUCCAGCACUGUGCGCUCCGCGCUACCACAGUCCACUAUGGAACGGAAAGGGGAUGACUGGCACAGGACCGAAGGAGAAAGAAGACACCACAAGUCCCAGGAUGACGGGUUACAGGAGCGAGAUGCUGUAUAUUCUGGAGAAGCCCCAGAUGCGAGGCGAGGAGGAGCGGCUUCGAACUUUUGAAAACUGGCAGAGGGACACACCAGUCACCGCGGGCAACCUGGCCAGAGCGGGAUUCUAUUUUCUGGGAACAGAAGAUAAGGUUCAGUGCUUCUGUUGCGGAGGGAUCCUGCGGUACUGGGUCCAUGGGGACAGUCCGAUCCUCGAACACAAGAGGCACUUCCCCACCUGUAGUUUCGUGCUGGGUAGAGCCGUUGGGAAUAUCCCGCUGUUUGUCGUUUCCAGGUCCCCUUCUGACUCCGUGGACGGCCAGCUGUUGAGCCAGCUCCAGAGGAUGACCGUGGACGACCAGGGAACGGCCGGGCAGGCUGUCUACCCUGAGAUGGAGUUAGAGGAAUCGCGGCUCACCACCUUCCACAACUGGCCCACGGGUGCUGCGGUCCAGCCCAAUGUUCUGGCGAGGGCAGGAUUCUUCUACACAGGCCACGGUGACAACGUAAAAUGCUUUCACUGUGACGGAGGGCUGAGGAACUGGGAACCUGGAGAUGACCCCUGGCAGGAGCAUGCCAAGUGGUUCCCACGAUGUGACUUCCUGAUCCAGACGAGAGGACGUGACUACGUCAGUACUAUCCAGGCUACCCACUUCCACAGAGAGACUGUGGGUGGAUCACAGACACCGGUGUCCCAAGAAAUUACUUCAGCAAAUGACGUGGUGGGUGGUCUGGGCACACCCUCAGUCAUGCUGUCUCCUGUGGUCCAGACCGUGCUCCAGAUGGGCUUUGAGGCUGGCCUGCUGGAGAGUCUGGUCCAGACCAAGUACCUGCUGACCGGCCAGCACUACACCUCCGUGUCUGGCCUGGUCACUGACGUACUGGCUGCUGAGGAGGAGGACAGGACCAGGGGGCUGCAGAGCAGAGUCCAGGAGCCGGUGGAGAGACAGGGUCCCAGUGCAGGAGGGGUCAGGACACAGACACCCAUCAGAGAAAAAGCAGUGGGAGACUCCACCCCUGAGGAGCUCCUACGUCAGCUGCAGGAGGAGCGGACAUGUAAGGUGUGUAUGGACAAACUGGUAUCCAUCGUCUUCAUCCCCUGUGGUCAUCUGGUGGUGUGUAGCGACUGUGCUGCCAGCCUGCGUCACUGCCCCAUCUGCAGAGCCACCAUCAGAGGCAGCGUCCGAGCAUUCAUGUCCUGAGAGUCACACUCAAGUACAAGACCCUUGUGCUUUUGUUUGCCUUUGACAAAUGAAGAGAGAUUCUACAACCCCUCGGGGCGGCUCAUCUUUCUAUAGGUGCUGUGAGAAUUUUGUGGAAAUGUCCCCUGGAUUUUAGAUGCCUGACAGAUCUGACCCAUUCUCCUAACUUCAAUACUGUUCAGCUGUUGAUUUGCCCUGCUCAAAAUAACCUCCAAAAUCAAAAUGGCUUCUUUUUGGCUGUAGUAGAAGUUGUUGAAUAUAUUUAUUUUGAUACAGUAAACACAUUUCCAAUAUCAUUAUUGGUGUUUACAGAGAUCAACUGGCAGAGCAAGAGUAUCAGUCCAACUGCACAUCAGAUUACAGUUAGUUUGUACAAAUACUAAAAAUAAUCCCUAAAUCAAAUUACCCAGAAUCGGUUUAUCAAAAGUACACAUCAUUUGGCCUCCCGAGUGGCGCAGCGGUCUUAGGCACUGCAUCGCAGUGCUUGAGUCGUCACUACAGACCCGGGUUCAACCCGGAGACCCAUGAGGUGGCGCACAGUUGGCCCAGCAUCGUACAUGCUGACAGUUGCCGGUUGUACGGCGUUUCCUCCGACACAUUGGUGCGGCUGGCUUCCGGGUUGGGCGAGCAGUGUGUCAAGAAGCAAUGCGGAAUGGCAGGGUCGUGUUUCGAUGGACGCAUGGCCCUCGACCUUUGCCUCUCCCGAGUCCGUACGGGAGUUGCAGCGAUGGGACAAGACUGUAACUAUCAAUUGGAUACCACCAACUUGGGGAGAAAAAGUACAACAUUUGUUUAUUAACAAACUGAUAUUUACACUAUUGAACACAGCACAGGUCUGGACAAAUAUGAUUACAUAAUUGAAGAAGACUACAGAGGAUACAAAAUAAAG